This is a messenger RNA of Trematomus bernacchii (emerald rockcod), 1857 nucleotides long. It is a transcript of the gene bicdl2, whose product is annotated as BICD family like cargo adaptor 2. Gene Ontology annotation, biological process: Golgi to secretory granule transport; vesicle transport along microtubule. The transcript has 10 exons. Lineage: Eukaryota; Metazoa; Chordata; Actinopteri; Perciformes; Nototheniidae. The coding region runs from base 344 to 1657 and encodes 437 amino acids. The record is from RefSeq and is a predicted model, not a curated record.
CCCAAACACAGUCACACAAACACUCACGCAUACACUCACCAAACAGGAAGACUAUACCUGUUGGGUGUGAGUUGGCCGGGAACUGUCAGUUUUAUCAACAAAGAAGACAAGAUUUGAACAUCAUUAGGACUCUUGGAAGCAGACAUAUCUGGAUUACAAAAGUGAAAAAUCAAACUCCUCAAUCCUCUCUGGACCCGAUCAUCAAGUUACAGAAAAAGGAUUCCUGUUUUUUCAGAAAGAAAAAUAUCAUGGCGGCCCACCUGCCACCUGUGUGAUAACAAGUCCAAUAUCUGGGACGAUGAUUUCUAUCUAGACCCACAACACAAGACUGCAGCUAUCAACAAUGUUCACCCCUGGAAAAAGCAGCCUCCCGUCCCCCAGCCUGGAGGACUCCUUCUUCCCUCUCUCCUCAUCGUCCUCAGUCUCACUUUCCUUUGCUCUCCCCUCAUCCACAUCCUCUCUUGGCAGCAGUGACAACGGAGGAGGGAUAGAGACGGAUCUGAUACUAGCUGCAGAGCUGGGGCAGGCUUUACUGGAGAAGAAUGAGGAGCUGGCAGCCUCCCUGGAGCAGAGGGAGAGAGAGAUGGAGGCUUUACAGCAGGAGAAGCAUGUUCUGCACAGGAAGCUGGAGAUGAAUGAGCUGGUGUCUGGACAGAGAGAGGCAGAGCUGACUUCAGAUUUAGCUGCUUUGAGGGCAAAUCUGGAGCAACAUCACAGCCAGGGGCGCGACCGGCGAAGGGACGAGAGUGAGCAGCUGACUCAGUUAGCCAAUCAUAACCAACGCCUGGUGGAGCAGCUAGCAGAGGCGGUUACACUGGAGCACUCCUUAAGGACUGAGCUUCGUUCCAUCAGAGAAGAGAUGGAUGAAUCAUCGUUCAGCCGAAAUAUCAACUUCACACAAAUAGAGAACAUUCAAGCAGAGAACAAAGUUUUGCUGGAGCGGCUUUCGCACAUGGAUGCUCAAUUAAGAGCUUCACAGGAGGACAGCGAUAGACUCCGCAUGGAGAGAGAGAGACUGAGAGACAGACUGUCAGAAACACAAACAAACCUGAAAGAGAAAGAGGCAGAGAUAGAGCAGGAGCAGGGAGUGGUGUUUGAGUUACGAAGCGUGAAUCGCUCCCUGCAGCAAAACAGUCUGAAUCUGGGAGAAGACAGCUUUCUGGACAGUAGACAAACAGAACCUUUAUCUCUGCAUAGUGAAAUUCAGCAAUCACAGGCCAAAGAGGCUCUUCUCGCUCACUCCACAGUCCUGCAAGCAAGAGAUGGAGAGAUACAAGUGCUCAAAGAGGAGCUGCAAUCUCAAAGAGAUGAGUUGGAGUCUUUGAGGCAGGAAAUGGAGCCAUUCAGAAGCAGCUCUGAAAAGCCAAGCUACAGUUGCCUGGAAAGUGAAUUGGCCAUGGUGUGUCAGGAAAAGGAAUCGCUAACGCAGCAGCUUCUCAACACCAUUAAACACAAGGUGGCGCUGUCUCAAGAGCUGGAGGCCUGGCAGGAGGACAUGCGGCUGGUGAUCAAUCAACAGGUGCAGCAAAGGGAGGAAGAGAGACAGAGGGAAAGAGUGCGAGAGAAAGACAACGCAGUGGGAUUACAAAGAAGCAAAUCUUUGAGAUUGAAGGGAGAAGGAGGGAAAGGAUUCUUCUCCUUUUUUAAAGAAAAAUAACAAAGAUAGCUGCCAUCAAUUUAGACGGACAAGUCUCAGCCUUUAUCUUCCCCACUGAAGCUGGAUAUGUUAUCACCACCAACCAGGGAUAUGUUUACAGACCUCUUAUUUGAAUAUCUAUUUGUAUAUAUGAAUGUGUACAGUACUGUAAGUCAUUUCAGAGUUUAGGAUUUUAUAUUAAAUUUUAAAGCCAACAACAA